Dentiscutata erythropus is the source of this 141-nucleotide messenger RNA. Lineage: Eukaryota; Fungi; Glomeromycota; Glomeromycetes; Diversisporales; Gigasporaceae. The record is from the annotation of a GenBank genome assembly.
UUAGAAGAGUGUGUCAGAAAAGAGUGUGAUAGAAAGGUAGUUAGAGAGUGUUGGGAAAGUGUUUGUAUCAGGGAGGUGUCAAAAAAAGAUAGUAUCGUGGAAGAGGUUGUAACUUUUAGAGAAGGGUUUGCGGGUAAAUAG